CUUAGAUUUAUUCUGACUUUGGUCCGGAACAGAUCUCUCAAUUUAUCCCAGUAAAUUUUACUUACAAAAUGCAAAUCGUUGAAAAAUCUGUGUGUAUUUACUUGAUAAUUUUCAUUUUCAACACCAAAAUUCGAAUUAGUGGCAAACCUAUUGCUGAAGAUGAUCCGGAUGAAGUUGAUCCAUCAGAUAUGGAUGCGGUGCAGAAAGGAGCAGCUGUUGAGAUGCCAAGAAACGCAAUCGCUUAUCUUCUACAAAAAGGCCAAUUCUUUCAAGACAUUUUUUCCGAACAACCAACUCCAAAUAAAAUAGAAUUUGGACAUGUUUGUGAGAAUCCGCGUGAAUGGGAACAGCGAUUUGAGCAGAAGGACUUGAAGAAUAAUCGUCAUCAGGGAAAAGUGAGAUGGGGAAACACGAAUGGCGGUUACGGAGAACACUAUUGGGAUUUAAACCAUGCCGGAGGAACCAGUGAGGAGGACAAGUAAUGGCACAAUUAUUAGAUUAGUCGAUUCGUAAAUUAUAACUCCAAUGCUAUACUGAAUAUAAUUCCUUUUCGUGUUACUAUUGACUUGAAGUAAUUAUAUGUACAUACAUAUAAUAGUAGUAGUAUACUACUUUUCUCAAAGAUGCGACGUUAAAGCAAAUGCAAAUAAUGAAAACUGAUGGAGGAA
Messenger RNA from Neodiprion virginianus, 668 nucleotides. RefSeq lists its product as uncharacterized. The transcript is spliced from 4 exons. Bases 69 to 482 code for a protein of 137 amino acids. NCBI's taxonomy places the organism in Eukaryota, Metazoa, Arthropoda, Insecta, Hymenoptera, Diprionidae. The record is from RefSeq and is a predicted model, not a curated record.